Messenger RNA from Oldenlandia corymbosa var. corymbosa, 2514 nucleotides. Lineage: Eukaryota; Viridiplantae; Streptophyta; Magnoliopsida; Gentianales; Rubiaceae. The record is from the annotation of a GenBank genome assembly.
AGCAGAUUAGAAGUAAGUGGCUAACUAUGGGGAAAUUGAAAAUCGUAUUGCUCAUUUAGAGGUCCAAAGGCGUAAAUGUUGCUGUCUUUCUCAGAUCGCGCCUUCAUUUGAUUACUUAAUUUUUUUUUGCCAAAAACAAAUUACUAGCAUUAUUAAUUUAAAUAAAACUAGUUUAGUUGUUCCAGACUUCUAUUUGUCUCACAUCGGCGACGUAACCAAAUUGUAACUAUCUCGCCGUUCCACGCCGGAGAGAAAAGAGAAAACCCCCUCUGACCCGUGGUCGCCGGUCGGGUAAAGGCCGAGCAACUUACUAAUCGGAAUCUCACCGGACGCUAGGGCACAUCGCCGCGCUAGGCCUCCGCUUCACAUAUCUAAUCUCUCACUCUAAAUUCAGUCGUCGCCGAUCGUCUCCGUUCACACUUUGCCAGCUGACUCGACGGCAUCAUGAAUUGCGAAGCCUGCCACCUAAAAGAACUUGAAGUGGAGCACUUCGAGAUACGCGAAGUACUCCGAUGCAUCUUCCACACCAUCCUGUUCCACAGAGCUUUAGGUUUGGUACGGCCAAAGGACAUUGAUCUGGAGCUCUUUGACAUUACUUAUGUGCAAUGUGGUGAUGUGGAAGUUGAAAAGAAAAUUGAUGAAAAGAUUGAUCAAUUUAUCGACAAGGUAGAGAAGCAUCCCAAUAAGAAAAAUCAGAUAUGUUUGUCUUUUUAUGAGGUCAAAAACAAACAGGCAACUUGGUUUACUAACAAAGUUGAGCGCCUCUAUUGGGAGCAGUGGUUUGUAAAUCUGAAUGUGGUGCUGCAUCCUAAGACACAGUUUGGGAGGUCUCAUCAUGCGAAAUUAGUUGUUGAUCCAGGAGAAAGUGCCUCUGAGGAGAGGGUGGCUCGCAGGGCAGCGCUAGAAUCGUCUCUCCGUGAGGUGUUAUUUCAGAUUAUAAAAUUUGUAAAUGAGAAGAAGGAUCAUGUUCCGCCAAUACCAAACCUUGAGGGAAUCUCAUUUCCUUAUGAAAUCACUAUUUCAAGGUAAUGGUUUGCAGUAGAUGCAUUUGCCGUAGUAUAUAAGCUUUCCUUUAACUUAUUUGUCUAGGUUGCACCCGGUAACUCCUCUUUAUUUCAUUUUGUUACUAUUAUUGAUUUAAUAUAGUGUCACGAUGUAGAUUUUGUUCUAAGUGAGGUUAAGUUAAUAUGCAUAUACUGAAAUCCUAUGGUAUGAAAAAUUGAGGACCUAUUGGGAUUAAGAACACAGUCAUCCAGGUGCUGUUUUGGCAGGAUUUCAAAACCUCCCCGCAUCGGGUAAAUGUCAGGGUUUCGUGUUACACAGGAGUUGGUAGUCUCUUCUAACUGGUGGUUUACAUGAAGGUCAUGGCUCAUGUGUUCAGUAAUUUAGUUGAGCAUAUAGUUAUAUCCAGAUGUAGGAGUCAUGUAAGGAGUAUAAAUCUUAUUGUCCUUCAAAAAAAUUGUUUGAUUUUUUAGCAGGAGGUGUCUUGAUGUUGAGCCUAUUAUCAUCACCAAAAUGGUUUUGUGGUUGAGAACUAUGUGGUGAUAUGGAUCCCCCAUUUGAUGCAUCCAACUUCGGAGAACACGUGGUUUUGGUUUUGUUAAACUAAUUCAACAUCCUUCUUUCUUUGCUUAACUAAUCGCGCUGGUCUUUGUUAUUCAUGCUUUUAUGCUACUUGUGUUCAUAACAUGUCCAAGAUAUGAAGUACAAAGCUGCUAAGUAAUGUGUUGCCUCGUGUAGUUCGUCAGAUUCUGCAUUCGGAAUGGAGAUGCUUAAGAGGAUGCUCCAUACUGGCCAUCCAUCCAUGCUGAGUUGAUUUGCAAUUAACGCCCUCAGGCUGGCUGUUCAUCUUUACCUUCAGAGGAAGAGCUACUGAUAAAGAUGUGAAUAUCGUUUGCUUACAGUGCUGUACAUUGAAGUAGCUGAUGUUAUAUUCGGAACUUGGCGAUCAUAUCUAAAAGAAAUGAGAGUAUUCUGUACAUAUCCCCUUGUCUAAAUCAUUUUUCAGCAUUAUUUUCUUUGCUCCCUAGUCUCAAUUAUUUCAUCUUCAUGUCAUUGUUAUGAAAUAUGAAGUCAUUGUGUAUGAUAGCAUAUUGCGGUGAAUUUAUCAUAGCUUGAUAACGUUAAAGAUGAGACGCACGCAAUUUAGUGUUGGCUACAAUUGCAAGAUAUCUUUACGGGAAAAAGUCCCAAAAUGAUGGUAAUGUAGCAGUAACAAUGUUUUUGGAGCAGUUGUUGGGGUUUAAGAUUUUCCCGUUCUCAUCAUUAAAUGGUACUGACACUACAGUAAGUUCUUUUAGUAUGGAUUUUUUGGGUUAAAUACUUCUCACUAACUUCAACUCACUUGAGAUUUUUGAAUAAUCUACGCUUCUAAUCUACGCUCCUAAAAGGGGAAAAGGGAUGGAUGUAAGGGAGUGAUGGACCUUCAAUCCUUCAUUAGUCAAUCAAAAGAAAAUGCCUGAAUUUUCAAGUCAAACGUAUUCAGCAAUGAACCCAGUACUAAUUAGAUAGUCC